This is a messenger RNA of Notodromas monacha, 2742 nucleotides long. The record is from the annotation of a GenBank genome assembly. NCBI's taxonomy places the organism in Eukaryota, Metazoa, Arthropoda, Ostracoda, Podocopida, Cyprididae.
CAGGUUAUUUCCUCGUCAUUGUCCACGUCGCGGUUGUCAAAAUUAUCGCGGCAAAUUCAGCAGCAGUCGCAUAGAACGACGACGUCAUCGUCGUCAACGUCUGGCUUUGAAGCGUCGUCAGCGACGAACGUCGUUGAUCCGUUGAAGCACUCGUUCAGUAAUCCCGGAGAACUCGUCAACGUCGAGCGAAAACAAGUGACGAGCAGCAGCAACUUUUCCCGAUCUGUUUCCGUGUCGUCGUCUUCUUCUGGUGCCACCGGGGUUUCUUCCAAAGGUUUCAGUCGCCUUCAGCCGAAUAUCCCAUCGUUGGAAAUCGUGGAGACCGACGAUGAUGACGAGGUCGAGGGUGACGGAGUCAGGUCACCGCUGGUGGAAAUGCCUUUGGAACCGUCGACAGCGUUGGUGUCACCGCCUAGUUGUCCACUCCUGUCGACUGUCGAGUCAAAGUUUGAGAAGAAAACUUCCUCGAGGUCAAGCACGAAGAUCGUCACGGACUCCUUCACUCGAGAACAGUCGCAUUCUUCGAACGAACAAGUCAAACGUCUGCAAACUGGUGAUCUGACGAUAGAAGAGAGCUCGAAGUCGAAGGCCGUCAAGGCGAAAGUUGAGGUGGAUGGAGUGACUGCUGAAGAAGCUACAGCAGUUCGAUUGGAUCAGCGGCACUUGAAGCAAGGGGAUCAUGUGGAGAGAGCAGAAAGGCUCACUGCUGGGUCUGCGGCUCGGCUGCAUUCUGCCACGGAUGGCUUCUCUCAUUCGCAAUCGGCAUUGUCAAUGCAAGAGAGCAGCCAUGUGCAAAAACCCGGCGAGAAACCCGAAAGUCAUCACCAGGCCCAUCACGCGUCCAAGGUCUCCUACACGUCCAAGGGUCUCACCACAUCCUCUUCCAAAAUGAUUAGCAAGACAUCCACGGGGCCCCUGGUGGUGUCGUCGCAAUCCUCGUCAUCAGUCGACAGCAAGAUCUUCGAAGAAUUGGACGCCAUCACGGACUCGGAGGCGGUCACGCCGUCGGACGUGGAAUCCGUCGCCCGUCGUGCCAAGGGCGCCAUGUCCGCCUGCGUCGCGCGUCUCAAAUCCGCCGCCGAUUCCGGACAAUUGCUCGACAGCAUGCAUCAAUUAAUUCGCAAGGCCUGGUCCAUCAAGACGCACGGACACGCUGUCGGAACGUCGUUGUGCGACAGUCUGCGAGAAACUGGGGGAUUGGACAUACUCAUUGAUAAUUGUUCGUCGGCUGAUGAGACGCUGCGGUUUCAGUCCACCAAGCUUCUGGAGCAGUGUUUGACGGCUGAGAACAGGAGUUACUUGGCUGCGAAUGGACUGGAGAAAGUCGUCAAAGCCGUGGCGAGGAUACCACGAAUGCACCAGCACCAUCAUCACAACGUAUUGCACCAUCACGCCCUGAUGGCCGGAGAUCUGAGCCACGAGAUGGAGCUGGAUUACAGUAGAGUCAGAACCGGGAUCCUGGAAAGUCUCUUCAAACAUUCUGAGGGAACCUGUGGCGCCAUCAUACGGAUGGGUGGACUAAAGGCCGUGCUGGAAGAGUGCAGGAAAUCCGAUGUUGAAACAUUGCGACAUUGCGCUUCUGCACUCGCCAAUUUAUCGCUUUACGGCGGGUCUGAGAACCAACAGGUGAUGAUCAAACACGACGUGCCGACCUGGUUGUUCCCGCUGGCCUUCAACAACGACGACAACAUCAAGUACUACGCCUGCUUGGCCAUUGCGACAAUGGUGGCCAACAAGGAGAUCGAAGCGAAUGUGCUCAAGUCUGGUACCCUGGACCUGGUGGAACCCUUUGUGACCAGUCACAGUCCCGAAGAAUUCGCCUACUCCACCGUGUCGCACGUGCAUGGGCAAAGCAAGACGUGGCUCAAGCGACUCGUGCCGGUGUUGUUGUCCAAGCGAAAAGAAGCCUGUGCCUUGGCUGCGUUUCACUUCGCCAUGGAAGCCGGCAUCAAGAAGAACCAGGGCCAAACUCAUAUUUUCAGGGAGAUUCAGGCAAUCGAGCCCCUGAAGCAAGUGGCGUCGUCCCCGAACGCGAUUGCGUCUAAAUACGCGGCCCAGGCCUUGGCCCUGAUUGGCGAGGAAGUACCGCAUAAACUGACGCAACAAGUACCGCUCUGGACAUCGGAAGACGUGCGACAGUGGGUGGAGCAAAGCGGGUUCCCAGUGUUUGCUAUUAGAUUCGUGGAGAGUAAAGUCGACGGGGACCUUUUACUUCAAAUGACGGAAGAUAUGCUGAAGGAGGACAUUGGAAUCGGAAACGGCAUUCUCCGGAAAAGGUUCAUGCGAGAAUUGGUGAACUUGAAGAAAAUGGCGGAUUACAGCAGUUGCGACGCGUCGAGUCUGAACGAUUUUCUACAUUCCCUGGGUCCUGAAAUGUCGCAGUACACUUACAAAAUGCUGCAGUCUGGAGUAGACAGAGGAAUGUUGAAAAGCAUCACUGAGGAACAGCUUUUGUACGAAUGCAGUGUUGCCAAUUCCAUACACCGGCUGCGGAUUCUUGAUGCCAUCAGAAACGAGUGUAACUUGAUAUCGACGUCCGAGGAGAGUUUGGACAAGAACCUCGACGUCUUCAUCAGCUACCGAAGAUCAAACGGAUCCCAACUUGCAAGUUUGCUAAAGGUCCACAUGCAAGUGAGAAGAUUCUCCGCGUUUCUAGACGUGGAGCGUCUGGAAGCUGGCAAGUUUGAUAACAAUUUGUUGCAGAGCAUUAAGCAGGCGAAGCACUUUUUCCUGGUGCUCACC